AUGCGUCUAUCUUUUGUGCUUUCUCUUGUCGUGGCCAUUGGCUACGUCGUGACCUGCAACGCAACUGAGUACUCCGACGAAACCAAUAUCGCCAUGGUGGAAUCUCCAGAUCUCGUCCGUCGCUCGCUCAGGAACGGCGACAUUGCCGGUGGAAGAUUUCUUCGAGCUCAUGAAGAGGACGAUGCGGGGGAGCGGACCUUCAGCGUGACUGACCUGUGGAACAAGGUGGCGGCCAAAAAGUUGGCCAAGGCGAUGCUGGCGGACCCUUCAAAGGAGCAGAAAGCGUACGAGAAGUGGGCAAAGAAGGGGUACAGCCUGGAUAAGAUCAAGAACUGGUUGGCAAUCGCGGACCCCAAGCAGAAGGGGAAGUACGACCGUAUCUACAACGGAUACACCUUUCACCUGUAUCAGAGCUGA
Phytophthora sojae is the source of this 417-nucleotide messenger RNA. RefSeq names its product Avr1b-1 avirulence-like protein (gene Avr1b-1). The record is from RefSeq and is a predicted model, not a curated record. The transcript has a single exon. Lineage: Eukaryota; Oomycota; Peronosporomycetes; Peronosporales; Peronosporaceae. Bases 1 to 417 code for a protein of 138 amino acids.